CUCAUGAGGCGUUGUGAGCAGCAGCAGCGUGGGGCUCAUUGAACUCACUCUAACAAUCACUCCAAUCGAUUAACCGAAGUAAAAAAGACCCUCAGAUGGUCCUCGUGUGUCGGUCACUGGAGGCCUGUUGUUAGUUUCCGUGGUGGCUGAGAAACAGCUCCUCCUCACGUCAGAGCCAACUGGAGGAAACGACACGAGAGGACAUGGAGGCUGCUCGAGGCAACAAGCCGAGACACAAUGUCCUGAUGGAGAACAUCCGAACACGUCUUACAUUUGGAAAUAAAGUCGAAGAUGUGAAACUGAGGAAACGGAAAUCCCAACUGUACUCAAAGGAAGAUGAAAGUCCUCUUAAUGACGGUGAGCUGAGAACCAGAGUUGUUGUGUUUUCUGUGGCAUUCAGGGUCAUCAACUGCUUCCUGGUUCAAACCAGCUUCGUCCCUGAUGAGUACUGGCAGUCUCUGGAGGUGUCCCAUCGUAUGGUCUUCGAUUAUGGGUAUGUGACCUGGGAAUGGAAGGAAGGACUAAGAGGAUUCACCUAUCCACUCUUCUUUGCAUUCAUAUACAAGUUAUUAUACUUCAUAAACUACGACUCAGUCCAUCUCCUGAUAUGGCUUCCACGAAUAAUUCAAGCACUAUUCGCUGCGUUUGCCGAUGUAAAAUUCUUCUUCCUCAUCCGAAGGUUGGAAGGUUGUGACGUUGCAAAAUGGACGUUCUUCUGCCAUAUGUGCUCGUGGUUCUCAUGGUACUGCUGCACCAGGACUCUGACCAACAGCAUGGAGACCACCAUCACCUGUCUGGCACUUUCUUACUUUCCACUGCCUGGAUCCCAAACACACAGCAGCAAAAUAUAUUUAACCCUGGUCGCCUUGGCAGUCGUCGUCCGACCGACAGCCCUGAUUGUCUGGUUUCCUCUGGUGAUGUACCAUUUCUGGCUGGAAACUAACAAACUGAAGCUCAUCACUCUCAACUUAGUUCCGAUAGGAGCUUUGGCUGUCGUGAUUUCAACAGUGAUCGACUGUAUAUUUUAUGAAAAGUGGACCAUGGUGCAGUUCAACUUCCUGAAGUUUAACGUCUUCCAUAGUGUAGCAGACUUCUACGGCUCUCAUCCCUGGCACUGGUACUUCACUCAGGGGUUUGCAGUUGUGAUUGGCCCUCACUUUCCGCUCUUCCUUCAUGGGUGCAGCAUCGCCUACAAAAGAUACACAAUCCUGUUGGCAGUGGUCGUCUGGACAAUCGGAGUUUACAGUUUGCUUCCUCACAAGGAGUUCAGAUUCAUCUAUCCGGUGCUGCCUUUCUGUAUGAUCUUCUGUGGGAUUUCUUUGGCUAAUUUGAAAACGUGGCGACGAACUGCUGCAUUCAUCCUGUUAGUGAGCAACCUGGUUGCAGCGCUGUACACCGGCCUGGUCCACCAGAGAGGCCCUCUGGUCGUCAUGGGCUACCUCCAGACCCUGUGUGACGUCAGCAGCACCUCCACCCCUCCGCAGCCAGAUGUCCUCUUCCUCAUGCCAUGCCACUCAACUCCCUAUUAUAGCCAUGUCCACUGCCCGAUGAAGAUGAGGUUUCUCGAAUGUCCUCCAGAUCUUGGAGAAGAGGGCUACGUUGAUGAAGCCGACAGGUUCUACGACGAUCCUCUCCACUGGCUCAGAACUUCAUUUCCAUACAAAUCUUUUCUACCGACCCAUCUGGUUUUGUUUGAUGUUUUGGAGAAGGAUAUCUCCGUAUUUCUGCAAGGAAAUAAGUUUGUGAGGACAGCAGAGAUAUUUCAUACUCACUUUCCAGAGGGAAGAGUUGGAGGAAGCAUCUUUAUUUAUGAAAGGCACUGACAAACACAGGAGCAAUGGCAAGUUUCUGUCCUAAAUGAGAAUGUCACUUGGUAUGGAUUUUCUACUGUAAUAAAUAUUGUAAUAACUCCGUUAUUUUGAAAUACCAAUUGUCAGAUGAGUCAAAUGUGUAACACCAACUGUAUUUAUCUUCACAACUAAAUUUGGUGACAUCA
Messenger RNA from Cyclopterus lumpus (lumpfish), 1996 nucleotides. It is a transcript of the gene pigb, whose product is annotated as phosphatidylinositol glycan anchor biosynthesis, class B. Gene Ontology annotation, biological process: GPI anchor biosynthetic process. Lineage: Eukaryota; Metazoa; Chordata; Actinopteri; Perciformes; Cyclopteridae. The record is from RefSeq and is a predicted model, not a curated record. Gene Ontology annotation, molecular function: alpha-1,2-mannosyltransferase activity. Gene Ontology annotation, cellular component: endoplasmic reticulum membrane. The transcript is spliced from 14 exons. Bases 204 to 1823 code for a protein of 539 amino acids.